Phlebotomus argentipes is the source of this 3351-nucleotide messenger RNA. Its product is annotated as plexin domain-containing protein 2. Lineage: Eukaryota; Metazoa; Arthropoda; Insecta; Diptera; Psychodidae. Bases 64 to 1824 code for a protein of 586 amino acids. The record is from RefSeq and is a predicted model, not a curated record. The transcript is spliced from 9 exons.
CGAGGAAACGUCAGAGGAGCUGUGUCAGUUUUACGUGUGAAUUUCAGAUAGUGCGACAUCAAAAUGGAUUUUCUACAAAUAUUCCUUUUUUGUGUGCUUUUCUCGCCAAUUGCCCCCUUUGGGCACAUCGAUAGAGAUCUUACCAUUUAUCACAAGUAUGAGACGAGUGAGUCGCUUUUACCCCAUCUGAGUGAUGUGACGCUCGAGCGCGCCAAGAGACAAGCAACGCCAGAUCCAAAGACUUCGUCAGCUGAAGCGGCAACAACGAAAGCCACUGCAAAUGCCACAAGUGCUGAGACAUCGAAUGCCACCUCCACGGAAGCCACAGUCACGCUGGAUCCUGUCCUCAAGGACUCCAGCAUGCACAAUCUGGGUGUCAAUGGCACGGGCCAGAGGAAGGUGUAUCCCACCACGCCGCUUCCCACUAAAGUUUCCGAUCCCAUCAACAUCAACACGCCGCAAGACUCCAAUGCUUCAAGCAAUCAGAGCCUGGGAAAGUUCCUGGGCCAGGAGAUCAGCGGAGAGGAUGAGAUUAGCGUGGAUGAUAUUGACAAGUUCAGUGUGAACAUGAAUAAGACGCUGCUGGAGCACAACAUCACGCAGUUCAAGGAGGAAUUCCAUUCGUACUACAACAGCACUGUAAUCGAGGAUCCGGACAUGGCCAAUAGGAUGAAGGCUUCAUUUGGAAAUCUCACAGUCUCACAGUUGCUGUCAAGGUCCCACAGAAGAGCAAUGACGAUUCAACUGAAAUUUGACUUCCCGUUCUAUGGCAAUCCCUUGAGGAACAUCACAAUAGCCACCGGAGGAUUUCUCUACACUGGAGAAUAUGUGCAUUCCUGGUUGGCGGCUACGCAAUAUAUUGCGCCACUGAUGGCUAACUUUGACUCCCGCAUCUCGAAUAACUCUUUUGUGAAAUAUUUGGAUAACGGAACGGCAUUCACUGUGUUGUGGGAGAAUCUGUACCUGCAGGAUCACGAAACAGAGAAGCCAUUCACCUUCAGUGCCACACUCCACAAGACUGGAGACGUCGUGUUCGCCUACUACUCUGUGCCGGUGCCAAUUGAGGGGAUCCGCGAUGAGAAGCAUCCCGUCAAAGUGGGCCUCUCAGAUGCAUACAUCAGUGACAAGACGAUAUUCUUUGCAAGGAGAAAGACAAUUUAUGAGUAUCACCGAGUGACUUUCGAAAGCAAUGAUAUCAGAAAUGGCACGGUUAUCUUUCUCAGUGCACAACCAACUUGUCUCUCGCUCACCGAUUGUGUUUCGUGUCUGAAGAAGCUAACUUCAUUCAAGUGCAAUUGGUGUCCCACCGUUAAUCGAUGCUCCACAGGCACGGAUCGGCAGCGACAUGAUUGGGUGCAGAAGGGAUGCGAGAAGGUGCAGAUUGUGGAUGAGAACAAGUGUCCGAUGAUCGGAGACAAGGGCAACAAUGCGGGAAGUGCGUCUGACAGCUCAGAGAGUGGAGACAAGUCUUGGGACAAUCAUUCGGGGGCUUCGGAUGGCGACAGUGGCCACAGAUCUGGUGCCGGCGCGAGUGACGAGAGUCGAGAUGUGAACAGUGUGUCCAAAGUGUCCAAGGAGCUCAUCACCAGCGACAUGGCGGACAGUGGAGCGGGUCACAGUGCUGGCGUGGGAACGGUUCUUGGCUUUCUCAUUCCCAUCAUCCUCGUUCUGUCUGGCGUUCUCUGGGUAUUCUACGCUUAUCGCAAUCCACACACCAAGAGUGGACAAUUUUUGAUACAGCUAAGAGGAUACAAGUACCGUCCGAGUCAGUGGUCAUGGAGAAGGGGAGAAGCGCGCUACACGGCUGCAACGAUUCACAUGUAGAGAGAGAGAGGACGCAACAGAUCUCUGGGGACAGUGUCAAUUUCUUUUAGGGCCAGAGGAAUCCUCUCGAGGCGUCACGAUAUUUAGUGUGUGUGUGUGAGUGUGUUUGUUGGCGGGGAGAAGGAAGCAGAGCAAGAAGAAGGAGUGUUGGGGAUAAAACAAUGAGCCGUAGAGAGAAAGAGAGCAAAUGCACCUAUUUUAUUAGUUGAGAUGAUGCAUAAGAAGUGCCUCGUCAGAGGCACACAACGACAAGAGGGAAACAUAAUAUGAAACAAAGUGCUUAUUGUAAUUUAUUAAGGGUUAUUAUGACGACGGAGAGGACAAUUUGCUAUUAGAAAUUUUUUUUUGUAUGAUUUUACCACAACUGGACACGUUUGUAGUUGGGGAGGGUGGAAUAAAGGAGGUGAAAGUGAAUGAUUUUCGUUGAUCAUUGCAGCUGUGAAUUGUAGAUAAGACAUUGAUAACAAAUAACGAGAAGAAAAAAUACGAUAAAAAUCCUUUUUAAUCCCUUUACUUUAUAUACUCUAAUUAUUAAAUAAUUUUUAUUAUCUAAUUUUAAUUAAUAUAAUUUUAUUUGUAUAGUCGAAUGUGUUUUUGAGGACACUGUCUUUUAACUUCUCUUUCCGCUCCAAUCAAUCUAAUUGUUUUCCUUUUUUUUUUCCUGAUCUUCUAAUGAAGUGAAUCUAAGGUCCGUAGUGAAUACAACUUUUCCGGUGGUAAUCAAAUAUGUUAAGAAAGUUAAGGUAUUGCUAAGGAAAAUUGUUAGUCAUUUUUGUGCACCUCCAAAAUUUCUUCAAUUUUAGAGAUAAAUACUAAAAAACAAUAAUAAUUGUAGACUCUUGCGUUGCAUCACCACAUCAAAGGUUUUAAAGAAGUAAAAUGCAUAUACAUACUAAGUGCAAUAUUUUGUAAGAAAACAAGUGAGAAAGAGCCCGAAAUUAGGAAGAAAAACGAUUGUGAGAAACACUGAAUUGGCAGGACUGCACUAGAAUAUUCUUGAGUAUUGUUAAUUAUGCGAAUUGGAUAAAUUCUUUAGCCUUAAAACCAGUGAAAAUUACCACUUUCAGUAUUUCUUUGGCAAUUAAAUCUCUCUUAGAGAGGAAGAAAGGCAGUAAAUAUUUUCGAAAUGAACAUUUAAUCACUCAGUCCUGCCGAUAAAAUGAUAAAACUGCACCGUCUCAUUGCUUUACAAAAUUACAUUUUUGAGUAGUAAUACAGAAAAAUAUUUAUGACAUAGAGCGACAGAUUGUGACGUUAAUGUAAUUGUGCCUUAAAUUAAAAAAAAAAACUACAGUAAGAUUGUAUGAAAAAUGGUUAAUAACUACAAAAGGCGAGACCAUCCAUAGAAAUGGCCAGACAUCCUCCCAAUUAGGCAACUAUUCUUCCAUCCCUGAGACGCUGUUCGUCAAAAUAACGUCCUGUGACGUGUUUUCAUGGUCCAUUAGAGAGACACAACAAAUUGUUUUUCUUUCUUUUUUGUAACACAGUGAAAGACAGAUAAAAAUACAUGAGGAAAAUGAGUAGAAA